This is a messenger RNA of Colletotrichum higginsianum IMI 349063, 432 nucleotides long. RefSeq lists its product as uncharacterized. The transcript is spliced from 2 exons. The record is from RefSeq and is a predicted model, not a curated record. The coding region runs from base 1 to 432 and encodes 143 amino acids. Lineage: Eukaryota; Fungi; Ascomycota; Sordariomycetes; Glomerellales; Glomerellaceae.
AUGGAAUGGACACGUCUCACCGAGAAAGGCGCCUUUUUAGAACUCUACCCAUCCGACUUUGGUGACAGAACAAGCACAUGCACGAGACCCAUCCGCCGGAAAAGCCAACGACGGGACAUGGCCAGCGAUGCCGAUACCGAUACCGAAGCCGGAGCGGAAGUCGCCAUCCGCAUCGACUUUAAACACAUCGUCGAGAAGCUGUGUGAAGCAGUGCAUCUGGCUAUUGCUCACGAGAACACGCAGCCUGUCUUCCGCAAACGACUCGAACCAGGCAAGCGCCAAGCUCAAACGACAUCGAAGCCGAAGCCCAACUCCAAGAUCAGGAUCAGAGCCCCCGCCAACAUUCACAGCGAGCUUGUCGGUGCUGAACCGUUGCGACGUUCCAGUCGGUUGGCUUCCCGAACCCGGUUCGAGAACGCUACGAAGCCCUAA